Messenger RNA from Brienomyrus brachyistius, 4243 nucleotides. It is a transcript of the gene pdgfd, whose product is annotated as platelet derived growth factor d. The record is from RefSeq and is a predicted model, not a curated record. Gene Ontology annotation, cellular component: membrane. Bases 542 to 1633 code for a protein of 363 amino acids. The transcript has 7 exons. Gene Ontology annotation, molecular function: growth factor activity; platelet-derived growth factor receptor binding. Gene Ontology annotation, biological process: positive regulation of cell population proliferation; positive regulation of MAP kinase activity; positive regulation of cell migration. Lineage: Eukaryota; Metazoa; Chordata; Actinopteri; Osteoglossiformes; Mormyridae.
UCUUCGUGUAAAGAGCGCUGUUUUUUUUCAUCCAGAUAUGUCCUGCUCUGUGAAAAUAUUUUUCCUUGUGCGUAAAAGCGGUCACCCCGGCCCUUUCCUUUUGUUUUGCCCUAAGUGAAGUUUCCUUCGGGGUUUUAUUUUCCCACUGCCGUAUUUCCUAGUCGGGAUCGGGAGGAGGUGGUGGAUGUUUGCUGGAAAACCUCACUGCCUACGUAACUUUUACACCGGGAUAUCUGGAUGCUGCAGGGGUCCGUUUUGCGCUCUUUAAACCAGGACUGGUGUCCCUGUGCACGUCUGUCUAACUUUAUCUGGUCGGUAAAACAUCCUAUAAGUAUUUUGGUGUGCUUUUUUCCCGACCCCAUCCUAUCUGCACGGGUACAGCACAGUGGCCCGCUGUCUCCUCCGUCCAUCUGCCUGCAGAAUAUCAACCUGCGGUUUUCACAAGAGUAAUUAUGUGAGAAAGUCCCGAAAACUUCGCAAAGAUCCCUAAGUCAGUACAUCGGAGUCGGGAUCCGGAGAGCCGCUCCUCAAGGGACACACGAUGCAGUUUCUGGUACUCGUGGUGACGGCGGCGAUCGCCGGCGCUCCGCACCGAGCCGCGGAAGCCCAAGCCCAGGCAGCCAAGGCGCUGAGAGCCGCCAAUCCGCGGCGCGACGACUUGUACCGGAAGGAAGAGACCAUCCACGUACUUGAGGAGGGACACAUUCAAAGCCCCCGCUACCCCAAUGGCUACCCCCGCAACGUGCUGCUCUCCUGGAAGCUGGUCUCGCAGGAAAACACUCGCAUCCAGCUGGAUUUCGACCGCCACUUUGGCCUGGAGGACGCGGAGAAUGACGUGUGCAGGUAUGACUUUGUGGAGGUGGAAGACGUAUUGGAGACCAGCAGCAUCAUCUGGGGACGGUGGUGCGGGCAGAAAGAGGCCCCCCCGAGGAUUACCUCCAACACCAACACCAUCAAGGUCACCUUCAAGUCAGACGACUACUUUGUGGUGAAGCCUGGUUUCAAACUCUACUACUCUCUGGUGGAUGGUGCCCCAGUCUCAGCAUCUGAGAGGAACUGGGAGGCCGUCACCUUCUCCAUCUCCGGCCCGUCGGCACCCCCCACCACAGUCACGGACGGCCCGCUGAACGCCGUCGCCGCCCUGGAUGAGACGGUCGCCACCUUCGACACGGUGGAGGAGCUGCUGAAGCACCUGAACCCAGAAUCCUGGCAGGAUGAUAUGGACGGCAUCUACCGGGAGGCGGGCCACUACCGGCCGCGGGCCUAUCACCACGAGCGCAGGCACAAAGUGGACCUGGACCGGCUGAACGAGGACGUGAAGCGGUACAGCUGCACCCCCCGGAACCUCUCCGUGAACCUGCGGGAAGAGCUCCGCGCAACUAACGCCGUCUUCUUCCCACGCUGCCUGCUGGUGUUGCGCUGUGGCGGGAACUGUGCCUGUGGCACCUCCGGCUGGAACAGCUGCAGCUGCAGCCCCUCCAAGACCUCAGACAAGCUGUACGAGGUGCUGAAGUUCUCCCCGGAGCCCAGCUUCUUCCGGAAACGAACCCGAGCCCAGUGGGUCCUGGAAGAGAUCCACCUCCAGCACCACGAGCAGUGCGACUGCGCCUGCCACUCCCGGCCGCCCCGGUGAGCAGGGCAUGCUGGGAGACCCCCCCCCCAGCAGACUUUCACGGCGCCCUCUGCCCCUGCAGAUCGCUUCUCCCGGGCUGGGCGAUGCAGACGGCGUCUCCCGCGGUUCCCCCUGAGAGCUCUUUGGAUCGGUCGCAGUGUGGCGCUUUGUAACCUCUGUCACGUGCGUGUCUGAGGGCUUCCCGGAUAAUUGAAUGCAUAGUCUGUCCGUGCGAUCGAACUCUAAGACAAUAAAGUCUCGCCGAAAGCAUCUCACGAUUAAUACGCUGCCGCUGGGAAGCAGUAAUAUUUAUUUCAUUACUUUGGCAUUCUGCAGUAGUAAAUUACACUUCCUGUGUGCCUGUCUGUCUUCUCAGGUAGGAUACUUACAGCCUGUGUGCUGGGUCGGCCCCCCCCCGCUCCGGCGCUCGCCUCACACAUCAAAGGCGAGCUCAUUAGAGGUGCCAUGUUUCUCACGAACGUUCAGCAUCCUAAGCAGAUUCCCAGGGAAACAUUUCCUCAUACAGCAUUUGGAUUCGCUUGACUCUGAAUAUUAAUACCGACGCCAUAAAAUAUUCAAACUCUAAGACGUCCACUUAUUUAUUGUCAGUUUUUCACUGCCACUUAUCCAGGGUCUCCACAUUUUACAGUUCGCUACCAGAUAUUUUGUUUUAUAGGAAGUAGUUGAUAUUUCUGUUAAACAUUCCAAAACCUCAAAACAAAUUGACUCUCUUUGUUGUUUCCUGGUAGGAUUUCACCAGCGGCUCCUAAAUCUACCUUCCCUCAGGUUUGUUUUGGUUAUGAGUUGAGCUUCUUAUCUAGAUUCGCAGUGACCUGAUAGGAACGAUCCGUUCGUAGUAAAAAAAAAAAAAGGGAGCCGCUCGUUGGUGCCUCAGAGAAUGAUGCUGCGAUUAAAGGUUCAGGGGUAGAAGAAGAGCAGUGAGCAAACCCUGCAGCUGAGGGGAGGGGCGGUAGCUCCCCCUCACCCCCAAACCAUGGCCCAGCUGCAGCCUGCCAGUCAGUGUGAGCCUUCGUUUCAGUGGGAACUGGGAGGUCAGGCCUCGGGCUGUUACUGGAUGUGCACCUCCGGUUUUUAUGAGACGAGAGGUCAUUAACACUGCGUGCCUUACAUUGAGCGGGGAGGUCUGGUGCUAAUUGGUGAGAGUGUUAAUAAUGAUUAAUGGUGUAGCUGGAAAAAAGGACCUCAGCCUAUGUUAAUCAUGAAAGAGAAUAAGAGAUAAGAUGCCUCACUCUACCUGCCCUCCCUCUUCAGCUCAGCUAACUUCUCCAAAGCCCUGCAGUUCAGUUAGUCCAUUAAGGUCAGCUGGCCGUCGCUGCUUCUCUCUCUCCCUCCUUGGCCGACUCCUGCGAAACAUGGACCCUGGGCAUCCUGGAGAGAUGUUUGAAACCAGCGUGGCAAACAGAAGAGGAACAUGAAAUAUGUAAUAUGUCAUCAUAUGUGUCGAGAGGCAGCUGGCUCUCUUGCGACUUGCGCGUGAACAGACGGUUUACGGGACAGAACGCAGCCCUUAUGCUUAUACAUGCGGCCCACCUGCAUGUGCGUGUCGUCCUGCUUCUGUCCGCGAGAGCAGUGGGCAGAUGGAGCCUCUGACAGCCUCUUCCCUGCCUUAGACACACAGGCGUCCGCUGCUUCCCUUUAGAGGCAUUUUCACCUGUGCUUUUUGCUCGUUCCCUGUAAAUGGGACCCUUCGCUCUGCCUACACAUGUAACACAGGCAGUUGUAGGCCCCUAUUUUUUGUCGCGCCCCCCAGAAUAAUAGCUUUUCCUAAAACCAUUUAGCAACUUUCCACAUACAUUUUGGAUUUUCUUGUACAUUUCGUUCCUCUGGUGUGACAGACUUUACAGGGGGGCUCCCUCCUCCUCUCUGCAGAUUUACUCGUGGGGGGGGGGCAUCCUGUAUUUCUUCAGGGGUCCCUCUAAGGGUAAAAUCGUAGCGUCGACUCCUGAUAACUGCUAAUUAAAAUGAGCCCCGCAUGUUGUCCAAAGCACAACUUUUUGACAAAGGAAAUUUUGGGGACUCCUGUGCCGCACUCAGCCUGGCCUGUUUGACUUUCUGCCCUGCGUGUCGCUGUCUUUAGGGUUAUUUACGCCAGAAAUGCCGUUUACUAUAUAUACUUCUUUCCCACUGGACCCCAGGAGCAGCUACUCUCCAAAAACCUUUGCGUGCUUUUUUUUUUUGUAAAAAAAUAAAGAAAUCACAAAAUUGCUCCUCCCAAACAGGCAGCCCCCCCCAGUGUUAAACUGAAACGCUUUUAAGUUCACGCUGCCAUGUCUUGCCAUGAGCCUUUGUGUUACUGUGAAAUCCUUGGGAAGCCCUUGAAAAACAGCAGCCUUGUUAAUCAUUUAUUCAGUAUCUCAUCUUUCAUUAAAGGCCCCAGCUUUUUGUGAUAAAUAAAACAAGCUUUCUCAUGUGCAGUGCCAGCCAGCCUGCCGCCGAUUUCACAUGCGUUUCCCACAAAGCCGCUUCUGCUCCGAUCGGCGUGUAAACAGACAUGCUUGUAAUUAGUGCUCCCUGUCUGAUGGAAUGUAAAGAUUGCUCUGUGAUGAAAGGGAAUGAGUGGAGAGAUAUUUUUGUUAUAAAAAAAAGCAGUAAACGAGUGUAUAAAACACA